AUGAACAAUGCUCAGUUCAAUAGUAGUAGUAGUAGUAGAAGCAGCAAGUUUAUAAAAAUAAUGACAGUAAUGGAAAAUAUUAAAAAUCAUUCAUUUUCAAUAGAUGAUAUUUUAAAAUCAUCGACAACAUCAAAAAUUGAAUUAAAUUUAAAAAAUCAUUCAUUAUGUACAGAUACUCAUUUGACCAAUGAACAAAAAUCUUGUUGUACAAGACCAUAUCCAUUGAAAGUAAAUGAAAAAGCGGCACUCGAAUAUUCAAUUGCUUUAUAUAGAAAAUCGUCAGCAACAUCAUCAUCAAAAUCUUUACAACAUAAUCUACCAACAACAGCCAAUGGAAAACCGUUUACAAAUUGGUUUGUUCCAACGAAUCAUACAACCUAUUUAUAUAAUGAACUGAAUUAUCCAUUAUUAAAUUUUAAUAAAGCUUGUACAGGUAUACGGUCAACAUCUUGUAAUGGAUCAAAUUUAAAUAAUUGUCAUUUAUCACCAAUGCAAGUUAAUUCACCGUAUCGUGAUUUAGAAACAUUUAUUCAUCAUCGACGGUGUAGAAGAACGCGAACAGUUUUUUCUGAUGCUCAAUUAAUCGGUUUAGAAAAACGAUUUGAAACACAAAAAUAUUUAUCGACACCCGAUCGAAUCGAGUUAGCCGAUACAUUAAGUUUAUCACAAUUACAAGUAAAAACUUGGUACCAAAAUCGUCGUAUGAAAUGGAAAAAACAGGCUCUUCAACAAUGUAAACAAGCACCAACAAAACCGAAAGGACGUCCAAAAAAAAAUUCAAUUCCAUCCUAUGCCGAAAUUAAACGGCUUGAAAAUGAAGCUGCUGCUGAACAACAAACAAGAGAUACUCUAGAAGAUAGUUCAUGUAUGUCAGACACAAAUUCAUUUCUAAGUAGUGAUAUACCAUCGAAUGAUGAUGAUGUUGAUGAUGUACAUUCAAUGCACGAUGAAUUUGUCGAUAUUGAAAAAUAA
This is a messenger RNA of Didymodactylos carnosus, 972 nucleotides long. The record is from the annotation of a GenBank genome assembly. Lineage: Eukaryota; Metazoa; Rotifera; Eurotatoria; Philodinida; Philodinidae.